Messenger RNA from Phragmites australis (common reed), 1356 nucleotides. RefSeq names its product expansin-like B1. Lineage: Eukaryota; Viridiplantae; Streptophyta; Magnoliopsida; Poales; Poaceae. The transcript is spliced from 5 exons. The record is from RefSeq and is a predicted model, not a curated record. Gene Ontology annotation, cellular component: extracellular region. The coding region runs from base 343 to 1188 and encodes 281 amino acids.
GUUAGCAUGCAAGCAAGAGACCAUGUCUAAGAAAUAUAUUCUAGACUCUUCUGGUAUAGGAAGUAGCGGAGAAUUUUCUCCAUCGCUUGCACCAAAAUUUUUCCCAAUCCCUCUAAACAUGGUACGAGGAAGAUUUAUAUGCAAUCAGAUACUGGCAACAAAGCCCCCAGAAAGCGCUUACUUGCUUGAGAAAGUGAAAAGAAAAAAAAAUAACAAGAUUUUGGGGCACAUACACACAGAGAAGCAUUGUCAACAACGGCAUCGGCAUCCCCAUCCAUUCAAAACCAAAAGUUUCCAACUUAAGGGUAGCAAGUGCCAACCCAAUAUCAACACUAUAAAUACAUGGCUCCAUGGCUCCAUCUCUCAUCUUGUAUGGACAAUGUUCUAGCAUUGUUCGUUCCUCUCCAUACUACCCCAAUGGCUCUUCGGCUUCAUCGCCAUCUCCCAGCUUUGCUUUACCUCAUGCUAAUCUCUAGAGCUACUGCAGAUGCAAACUUCACCGUGUCGAAAGCAGUAUAUUACCCCAACUCCAGCACAAAAGGGGCCGAAAAUGGAGCAUGUGAAUAUGGGACAUAUGGGGCGACACUCAACAAUGGCGAUGUUUCAGCAUCAUCAAGUCUCUACAGGAAUGGGGUAGGAUGUGGUGCUUGCUAUCAGGUCAGGUGCACAAAUCCUUACUACUGCUCUCCAAAUGGUGUGACAAUCGUGAUCACCGACUCUGGGGCAAGCGACGGGACUGACUUCAUCCUCAGCCAGCAUGCCUUCUCCAGGAUGGGGCAGAACAAGGACGCUGGUGCAACACUGCUGAACCUUGGCUAUGUUGGAAUUGAGUACAGGAGGGUUUCUUGUAUCUACCCAGGCAAGAAUAUUGUCUUCAAGAUUACUGAAAGCAGCAAUUUCCCCUACUAUCUUGAAUUUGAGAUAUGGUAUCAACAAGGCAACCAGGAUAUCAUUGCAGUCCAGCUUUGUGAGACUGUGAACCUGACAUGCCAGCUUCUGAGCCGAACUCAUGGUGCCGUAUGGGCUGCUGUCUCCCCACCAAGUGGCCCCCUGUCCAUAAGGAUGCUGUUUAGCAGCGGAGCUCCACGUGGUGGUGACCAGAGAUGGCUAGUUCCCACAACCACAAUACCACAGAACUGGACUGCAGGGGACACGUAUGAUUCUGGGGUCCAAAUACAGCUACAGUAGCUAUAAACACAGAGACAACAGGAUUCUAUAGCUAGUUAUGAUGCUUGAUUCUUCCCUUGUCUUCUUGCUCAUGUAUACUCUUGCAUUGUAUUUAUUGUAAUUUGUGAAGGUUGUGCUUGCAUUUAUAUCAAUAAAUUUUCUCAUGGAAGAAUACAUAGGUUAGGUUUC